This is a messenger RNA of Phoenix dactylifera (date palm), 2829 nucleotides long. The record is from RefSeq and is a predicted model, not a curated record. NCBI's taxonomy places the organism in Eukaryota, Viridiplantae, Streptophyta, Magnoliopsida, Arecales, Arecaceae.
CGCACCACCACCACCCUGCUUCCUCUCGAGACACAGAGAAAAUUGAUCCCCUGUAAAAUGGCGAACAUAGUCCGGUUCCUUGGAAUUCUUUUCCUUCUUCUCAUCCUCUCAGCAUCUGCCAUUGCCAAACACAAAGAAGACAACGACGACAACGACGGCAAAGGUGACGGCGAUGAUGACAGGAAAGAUGACGCCGACCACCACCACCACCACCGCAGCGAUAAAGAAGGCGGCAAAGCCGUCAAAGGUGUGACCUAUGAUGGCCGCUCACUGAUCAUUAAUGGGAGGAGAGAGCUUCUCUUCUCGGGCUCGAUCCAUUAUCCCCGGAGUACUCCUGAGAUGUGGCCCGAAAUCAUCAACAAGGCCAAGCAUGGGGGGUUGAAUGCAAUCGAAACUUACGUGUUUUGGAACAUCCAUGAGCCUGUGCAAGGACAGUUUAAUUUCUCGGGGAGGUACGACUUGGUGAGAUUCAUCAAGGUGGUCCAGGAGGCUGGAAUGUUCCUGAUCCUCAGGAUUGGUCCCUACGUCGAAGCUGAAUGGAAUUUUGGGGGGUUCCCAUACUGGCUCAAAGAGAUCCCAGGAAUGAUCUUUCGAACAGACAAUGAACCCUUCAAGGACCAUAUGCAGAAAUUUGUAACAAUGAUCGUGGAAAAGAUGAGGAGCGAGAAGCUAUUUGCUCCACAAGGAGGUCCCAUCAUUCUAGCACAGAUCGAGAAUGAAUACAACAACGUGGAAGCUGCCUUCCAAGAAGGUGGCCUGAGAUAUGUUAAAUGGGCAGGCGAAAUGGCCCUUAGUCUCAAUGCUGGUGUACCAUGGGUGAUGUGCAAGGAAAAGAAUGCACCCGGUGCAGUGAUUAAUACAUGCAAUGGAAGGAACUGUGGAGAUACUUUCACAGGCCCCAACUCUCCAAACAAACCUAGCCUCUGGACUGAGAAUUGGACAGCUCAGUACAGAGUAUUUGGUGACCCACCAUCUCAAAGAGCAGCCGAAGAUCUUGCAUAUGCCGUCACACGUUUCUUCUCUGCAAAAAAUGGCACACUUGUAAACUACUACAUGUAUCAUGGAGGAACCAAUUUCGGAAGGGAAGGUUCUGCAUUUGUGAUGACUCGAUACUAUGAUGAAGCCCCUCUGGAUGAAUACGGUCUGUACAAGGAGCCCAAAUUUGGACACCUAAGGGACGUGCAUCAUGCAUUGAGAUUGUGCCGGAAGGCUUUAUUUUAUGGGAACCCCUCUACCCAAAAUCUGGGGAAAGGUUAUGAGGUUGUGAUAUUUGAGAAGCCUGAGAGAAAGGUUUGUGCUGCUUUCCUCACAAACACCAACCCAAGAAUAGAUGGGACUGUGAACUUCAGAGGUGUAGAAUACUCUCUGCCUCGCCGUUCUAUCAGUAUCCUACCGGAUUGUAAGACCGUAGUCUUCAACAGUCAGAGGACAAUGGCUCAGCACAAUGCAAGGACAUUCCAUACGGCGAAAGAAACCACUGAGAAGAACAAAUGGUGGAUGUAUCAAGAAUAUAUCCCAAAAUUUCGUGAUACCAAAGUUACCUCAAGGCAGCCCUUGGAACUAAUGAACAUGACCAAGGACACUACAGACUAUCUGUGGUACACCACAAGCUUUAAGUUGGACAGUGAAGAUUUACCCAUGCGUCAUGACAUCCGCCCGGUGCUCCAAGUGUCCAGCCUUGGUCAUGCAAUACAUGCCUUUGUCAAUGGCUUUUACAUAGGAACCGGACAUGGGAGCCAUGUCGAAAAAAGUUUUGUGUUCACAAAGCCAAUGGAUCUAAAUCGAGGAUAUAACCACAUUACCAUUUUGGGAUUGACAAUUGGAUUGCCGAAUAGCGGAGCAUACUUGGAACAUAGACUUGCUGGUGUUCACACUGUAGGCAUCCAAGGUCUCAACGCUGGGACUUUGGAUUUGUCAAACAACCGGUGGGGGCAUCGGGUGGGAUUGGAUGGAGAAAGGUUGGGUAUCUUCACUGAGGAGGGACUGAAAAAUGUUCAGUGGACGGAGGCUAAGAGUGACACGCCAGCCACAUGGUACAAGAGAUAUUUUGAUGCUCCCAGAGGAAAUGACCCGGUCUCUCUAAAUAUGACCAGCAUGGGGAAAGGACGGGCAUGGGUCAAUGGCGAGUGCAUCGGCCGUUACUGGGUGUCCUACCUCGAUCCUUAUGGAAAGCCUUCUCAGUCAACGUACCAUGUCCCCCGCUCCUGGUUGAAGCCAAAAGACAACCUUCUUGUCCUCUUUGAAGAGCAAGGAGGGAAGCCAGAGGACAUAAUAAUCAUGACCGCAAAGAGGGACAACAUCUGUGCCUUUGUCUCCGAGGACCAUCCUCCCAGUGCCAGGUCAUUUCAAAUGAAGGGCAAUAAGCUCCAGACUAUCGAAGAUGCCAAGCCAAAGGCUCACUUGAAGUGUGACAGCAAGAAGGUGAUCCAGGCCAUUGUCUUUGCUAGCUUCGGGAACCCCACUGGACCAUGUGGCAACUACACCAUCGGGUCUUGUCAUGCACCACAGACUUGGAGCAUCAUUGAGAAGGAAUGCUUGGGGAAGAGUUCCUGUGUGUUACCAGUUUCAGCCCAAGCCUAUGGGGCAGAUCCCAAGUGCCCUGGCACAACAAACACUCUCACAGUCCAAGUUAAAUGUGCGAAGAAGGACAAUGCUGCAGGUGAUGCAGGAAAUAUUGGGUGAUAUGCUGGUUCUUAGACUACUUUUAUUUGAGAAUCUUGUUAUGAGAUGUAACAAUGAAACCCAAGUGGGUCACAUUACAUUUCAUUCUGAGCAAUAUACUACAAUAAUUGGGGAAUGAAUCUGCUCAUCAAUGAUGAGAUUCUCUUC